Molecule: messenger RNA, 4054 nt
Organism: Aspergillus sclerotioniger CBS 115572
Lineage: Eukaryota; Fungi; Ascomycota; Eurotiomycetes; Eurotiales; Aspergillaceae
Product: GTPase-activating protein BUD2
Exons: 2
Coding region: 110-3892 (1260 amino acids)
Biological process (GO): regulation of GTPase activity
Source: RefSeq, a predicted model, not a curated record
CACCAGUUUCUGUGUCUCCGCCCCGUCUGUCUACGUCCCGUGUAUUUUGUAGCGACCUCUCCCGAGUGCCGCUGCUGCCGGUUCCGUCGUGCGUGGUUGGGAAUAAAAGAUGGAGCCGGAAAGUUCAAGUGGAUUCAAACGAAACUCUAUCCAUCAGGGAAUAUACAGUCGUCCUGUCGAACGGCGACCCAGCAAAAAGUCUUCCUCGAAGGACCGUCAUGGGAUGGUUUACCCCGAUAGCUUCAGAGACACAGGCAUUCGAACAGUAACCCCGGAUUCUGAGGCUGGCAACCACUCGCCUUCCUCGGAGGCGGAGUAUCUCGCAUCGAGUGCAGCAGCUUCCCCUCGUCCCGCCACCCGAACAAGAGCCUCCGAUCGAGAAUCUCGUCGCGACUACCACUCUUACCACUCGGCAGGCGACGAAGAGGAAACGCAUGUGGAGAUGAAAAGUCAGCGCGCGCGGUCACGGACCACUACCCUAGACGAUCAACGCAGCGAAAUCUCCCAAAACACAUUUUUCAGAGCCCGGAAUCGCCUGGGCUCUAUCAACACUGCAAAUACCCAGCCAAAAACACCAGAUGAGCCAACGGGCUCUAUUGGUUAUCCGUCGAUCCAAUCCCCCACCUAUUUCAGUCACUCCCUCGGCCGUCCACGGCUAAGCAAGCACCCAGGGGGUUCAAACUUAGCGACGAGCGUGUCGGCCAAUCAAGCCUCUUCCCCGCUGUCAAGUACCGAUGCGUCCAAAAUCCUGCAGCUUAUGAAAACAACUUGUGGAAGGAUGCACGGCAUUCUUUCGUUUCGGACUGCAUCCACAACCGCUUGGUCCUCGGGCUACUGCGCCAUCAACGUUGCCACGGGAAGCCUGAUAUAUCAGGCCAAGGGGGAGCCCGCAUUGGCCAAGACCCUGAUUCCCGAUCUUCGUGGGUGCCAGGUUCGCUCCCUCGUCGAUCCCGAGCUCCGGACGAAUUACCUCAGCGUAUCGACGUUCACAUCCGGGCUAGGAGUUGAAUUAAGGCCCCAUGUAAGCGAAACCUUCGAUUCCUGGCUUGCUGCUUUAUUAUGCUGGCAGCCGAUCCGACCCAAAGGCGUUCAGAAUAAGAUGACGAAGCCCCAGUCGGUCGCGAUAGGAGACCGCCGUCUGGCUGAUCGCCGGCGAAACUCCGAGAGUACGGUUCAGAAGGAGGCGGCGAUCAUCAAGGUCGGUAAGAUGCUCCUGUGGGACAGGCCAAGUGCCUCUGGCGUUCGACCUUCCUCUGGCCGUCGAGUCUCAACAUAUCGACAGCAGAGAGCACUUUCCGCGUCCUGGCUGAGAGUCAGCUGCACAUUACAAGAAAACGGUGCGUUCAAGCUGUAUACCGAAUCAGACAUUACGCUCGUGACUUGCGUCCAACUCUCUCAACUCUCCCGCUGUGCCGUGCAGCAGUUGCAUUCUUCGGUAUUGGAAGAUGAAUUUUGCAUUGCCAUAUAUCCCCAAUAUGCCGUCCACUCUGCGUCCGGCAUCACCCGACCUGUGUACCUAGCCCUGGAAAGCCGAGUCCUGUUUGAGGUCUGGUUUGUGCUCCUGCGCGCCUUUACGAUACCAGAGCUCUAUGGCCCUGAAACAUGUACAGAGGAUGACCCUAAAAGUGCGUCCGGGUCGGCUGAUGCCGCUGCUCCUUCCAUGGCAGAUAUGUUUAGGAUCGAGAGGGUGCUUAGUGUGAGAGUGACGGAAGCCAAACUACUACGAAACAAAGCUGCGGAGAAGGCCCCGCGAAGCCGGAAGCAGUCCCGAUCGCAUAGCAACUCCACCCCAACAUCUGCCGUGGGCGAUUACUAUACUGAAGUUCUCCUUGAUGGGGAAAUUCGGGCCAAAACGGCGGUCAAAUACCGCACAGCCAACCCAUUUUGGCGAGAGGACUUUAUCUUCAGUGAUCUCCCGCCCGUCCUGUCCCAGGUUUCGAUACUAGUUAAAACAAUCAAUCCGACACAAAAGGAUUGGACGCUAAUCGCACAUGGUUCUUAUGCCUUGGGCCAUGAGCACAACAAUCCAAACCGCUUAUUAGACGAUGUUGAGUUGUCCUCUCAUGACGCUACAUUCGGCAGGGUGGAUCUGAAGCUGGACGAUCUGCAGCCAGGAGUGGAAACCGAGAAAUGGUGGCCGAUCUUAGAUGACAAGGACCAACCAGUCGGUGAGAUGCUCAUGAGAGCUCGAAUGGAGGAAACGGUCGUUCUCAUGUCGCACGAGUAUACACCGAUGUCUGAAAUUCUGCAUUCCUUCACCAACGGCCUCACCAUCAACAUGGCUCAAGUCAUGUCCUCGGAACUCAAUCAGUUGUCCGAUGCACUUUUGAACAUCUACCAGGUGUCGGGCACGACCGUCGAGUGGAUAUCGGCGUUGGUAGAGGACGAGAUUGACGGGUUACACAAGGAAUCGACCGCCAAUAGGCUCAGGUAUACCACGAGAAUUCAUUCCAAUGACUCCCGGGAAUCGGGUCAAGAAAGGGAAGUCCUCGUCAGGGAUAUGGGCCGUACUGCUACUGUCGAGGCGAACCUGCUUUUUCGAGGGAACUCCCUACUCACCAAGGCGCUUGACUACCAUAUGCGUCGCCUAGGAAAAGAAUAUUUGGAAGAAACCAUUGGGGAGCGGCUUCGCGAUAUCGAUGAAACGGACCCGGAGUGCGAGGUUGAUCCCUCCCGCGUCCACCGGUCGGAUGAUCUGGACCGCAACUGGAGGAAUCUCAUCAACCUGAGCACCGCGGUUUGGAAGGCAAUCGCAAGCUCCUCGUCGAGAUGCCCGGCCGAAUUGCGGCUCAUCUUUCGGCACAUCCGGGCCUGCGCAGAGGAUCGCUACGGCGAUUUCCUUCGGUCGGUCACCUACAGUAGUGUGUCAGGCUUUCUCUUCCUGCGGUUCUUUUGUCCGGCAAUCCUCAAUCCGAAACUCUUUGGAUUGCUCAAAGAUCACCCGCGCCCUCGCGCCCAACGCACCCUGACCCUGAUCGCGAAGGCUUUGCAAGGCCUGGCCAAUAUGACUACUUUCGGUAGCAAGGAGCCUUGGAUGGAACCGAUGAACAAAUUUUUAGUCAGCAAUCGCGCUGAUUUCAAACAGUUUGUGGACUCCAUUUGCGCUAUUCCGGCCGAUCGCCCAGCUCCAAUCGUCACGCCCUCUUAUGCCACACCCAUCCAAAUUCUGGGUCGCCUCCCCCCGACAUCCCGCGAAGGAUUCCCUAGUCUCCCUUUCCUGAUUGACCACGCGCGGAGCUUUGCCAACCUGAUUAGCAUCUGGCUCGAAAUUGCACCGGAGAGACUGAGCGAAUUAGAGGAUAUCGAUCCGGCGGUCAGCAAGUUCCAUGAGAUGGCUCUUCGUCUCUACCAACGCACCAAGGAAUGUUUGAGCCGUGCAGAACAAGCCGAGCGUCCAAACGGAAGCCUUGAAGUCAAAUGGGAAGAAUUGGUUGAUUCGAUGGAACGAUCGGUAACCUUCUAUGAUGAGAGCUCCAAACCUACGAGUCCGGCCACGGAGGCAGCGGUUGCGGGGUCGACAUCCCUUACAGGCAGCCAUCGCAACUCAAUCGGCUAUUUCGCCUCCAGGCCCUCUCUCCCCCGUCGGUCCACCGAUUGCGCGCCCGAGGCGGAUGAGGACACGCCUCCCAGCUCAUCGUCCGCCACGUGGGACCAGAGCAGAGUGCCGUUCUCGAUACCGCGGUGGGCUGAUCCCCGGGACAGCACCGGCAGUUCGAAGAACUCUUCCACCUAUUCGCUUGACCAGGAGCCCUCAAAAUCCCGCCGGUCCAGCAUUACCCGAGAGACGUCGAGUAAAUACCGGUUUUUUGAUUUCGUGCCUCCGUCUCGGCGCAAAGCCAAGGAUCGGGAGCAGGCCCAGCAAUCGCGUGAGGAACAGCGAAGCGAGUCAUGACGCAACCCUUCGAUCCCCGAUACAGGCCCGUUUAUUGAGGCGAGAUGGUGAUUCCGAACAUCUGCUCCCCCCCCUGGCGACUUUCUCUCGAAAGAAACCCUGCCUUUACAUUCAAUGGCUGUUUAGCCCAUUACAUGAUCCCAAUGGAUCUCAUCGGAGAAG